AGAAACUGUUCGUUGAUUCCAGCUUUAUUUGAAGAACCAACAUUCUCCUCGUCCGAAAUUCGAAGAACACGCGGGGGGAAAGGAGGCCGCUUUCCCCCAACAGCGCACAGCAGAGAGCAGCGACGAUCGACUCCUGAGGUCACGGAGCUUUCGGUGGACCAGUGGCACAUCUCCAAGAGAGCCAAAGCAGAGAUGGUCAUCAGUGAUGUGGAGGCUAAGCCAUCUCCAAGUUAUCCGCUGCUCUCUGCUAUGGAAGAAAUGAAAAAUGACGCCAGACACUUCACGGAAAUGCUCAAGCGCGACAGGCCAUAUCUCAUUUCCGAUAAAAAUGGCAUUGUCAUCAGGUCAGACCAUGAGUUCACAGAUGGCUCAAUUUGCUUGGAGCUGGAAACUGAUCAGUAUGUUGUGAAUCUAAAUGUGGAAAACACUGGAACUCAAAUUGUGCAUUUUACCUACUAUACUGCAUUGGGCAAGCUUAGCUGCUUCACUCUGAAGGAUGAGCACAAGGUGACCCGAAAAAACCCACUAUUACUCAAACCAGGCGAGAGCUAUGCAGUCCAGGUUCAGUACCACUUUGAGUACGCUGGUAACUGUCAAGUGGCGUUGGUCUUUGAAUUCCAGCACAAAUUGCACACUGCUUUCUUCUACAUAAUGCGUGAUAUUCACGUUUAUUUUUUGAACGCACUGGCAAAGGAGCUGAAACCUACUGCUCCUUAUAAACGCUUCUGUCGCCUUACUCCAAGAGGUGAGCAGAACUGCAAAGUUGUGGAUGGAGUGCCCCCUGAUGGGUUGUCACGGCUGCAGCUGAAAAGUGAAACACCGCUUCUUCUUUAUCCGUUACCAAAAUAUUUGCCCAAGCACAUCAGAUCACUCAACAUGAAUCCUUCCAUCGCUAAAAGUGCAGUGCUGGACAGUUGUUUGAGCUUUCGGAACUACUCUCGGAAGCUUCACGAGUUGUUGUAUUUGGAGGAAUUUCAGAUGCAAGUGGACAUCACACGAUACUUCAUACCAAACAGUGACACACAAUGUGUCCGCAUGCAAAGGGAUCCGAGCAACAAGAAGCUACUCAUUCUCCAGGUACCGGGACUGUCUGAGAACCGGCCGUCUGUGCUACGCGGUGAUCGGCUGCUGGUUUACCUUCAAGGAGAACCGGAUCGGCCAAAAUACUGUGGUUAUGUCCACAAAGUAGAGCGUGACUCUGUCAAAUUGGGCUUCAGUUCAAAGUUGUUGGACCUUUUUCUUGACGGCAUGAAGUUCAACGUGGAGUUCACCUUCAACCGGCUGAUUCUGCGUCUGCAGCACCGAGCGGUGGACUUUGCAACCAAGUUUCAACUGGAAAAGCUGUUGUUCCCGCCAGCCAGCCUCUCCUCAAAGCAAGUAGCUCAAGUCCCCAAACUCAGUUUUUAUGACAGACGACUGGAAAAGAACCCCGAGCAGAGCAAAGCCGUGCGCCACAUUGUAGCCGGCACCUCCAAACCUGCUCCAUACUUGGUUUUUGGCCCACCCGGCACAGGCAAAACCGUCACGUUGGUGGAGGCCAUCAAACAGGUUGACAAGCUCCAGAAAGAGUGCCACAUUCUUGCCUGCGGUCCCUCCAAUAGUGCUGCGGAUCUCCUCUGCAUGAGGAUUCUCCAGGGCCAUGGCAAUAAGAGCAAGGUGUACCGCAUGUACGCCAGCAGCCGUGACCCGCAGUGUGUCCCUGAAGACCUCAAGGCAUGCUCGAACCUGGUUGGAGACGAUUACGUUUUUCCUUCCAGAGAGAAACUGAUGGAAUAUCGAAUCAUUGUCACCACUCUGUUCACUGCUGGAAGGUUGGUCACAGGAAACCUCCCCUUGGGCCAUUUCACUCACAUAUUUGUGGAUGAGGCCGGGCAUGCUACGGAGAGUGAAUGUUUAAUUCCAAUCGCUGGGCUACUGGACCCGGAGUCUGGCCAGCUGGUUCUGGCUGGAGAUCACAAACAGCUGGGACCCAUUGUGGCAUCGAGUCAUGCGCUUAAAUAUGGAAUGGGCAUUUCCCUCUUGGAGCGAAUGAUGAACGUUUUCUCAGCGAACCAGAAAGGAGACGACUUCAAUGACCUGUUUGUCACCAAACUGCUGCGCAAUUACAGGUCUCAUCCGUCCAUUCUGAAGGUUCCCAAUGAGCUCUUCUACGGCGGAGAGCUCCAGGCCUGCGCUGACCAAAUGCAGCGCAACUCCUUCUGCACAUGGGAACACCUUGAAAAGACGGACUUCCCACUGAUCUUCCAUGGCGUGACAGGCAUCGAUGAGCGCGAGGCCACCAGCCCGUCCUUCUUCAAUCGAGCCGAGGUGCAGAUUCUGAUGGACUACGUGAAGAAACUGCUGGAGACUUCUGGCAAAAAGGGCCUGCCCACCAUUUCGCCCAAAGACAUCGGCAUCAUCACCCCCUACAGGAAACAAGUGCAGAAAAUCCGUCAGGCCCUUAUGAAGGUUGCGAAAGAAUUCAAAUUUAAGGACAUGAGUGGCCUGAAGGUUGGUUCAGUGGAGGAGUUCCAAGGUCAGGAGAGGAGAGUCAUCUUGGUGUCGACAGUCCGCAGCAGCAGCAACUACAUAGACUUUGACAAACGCUUCAACCUGGGCUUUGUUGCCAACAAGAAGCGGUUCAAUGUGGCAAUGACUCGAGCGCAAGCCUUGUUGAUUGUGGUGGGAAACCCAGUGGUGCUCGGCACUGACGACACGUGGAAGUACUUCAUCAAGUACUGUCAAGAUUCCAAGGCUGACUGUGGGUUCAAGCCUGUGGAGGAGGAAGAAGCUGUGGCUGAAAGAUAUUCACACCUCUUCCGUAAAAUGCAUUCUCAGGUGGAGGACGAUGCAGACGAAGCACACCCAACUCAACCAGAGGAGUGACCUGUGAGCAGAUGAAAAAAGGCGUAUAGAAUGUUUGGACAUCUGCGCUAGGGACCAAAAACUAAACUUACUGACUGAAGAUUUUUUUUUUUACAUAUCACCCCCCAAAUGAGUGCAGAUGACUACACAUGCUACUUUUCAAAAGAAUCUUUAUUACUAACAAAAUAAACCAUUUGAAGUGUUUGCGAGGAAUCAUCACAA
Hippocampus zosterae (dwarf seahorse) is the source of this 3066-nucleotide messenger RNA. RefSeq names its product putative helicase mov-10-B.1. The transcript is spliced from 22 exons. The record is from RefSeq and is a predicted model, not a curated record. NCBI's taxonomy places the organism in Eukaryota, Metazoa, Chordata, Actinopteri, Syngnathiformes, Syngnathidae. Bases 193 to 2865 code for a protein of 890 amino acids. Gene Ontology annotation, molecular function: RNA binding; 5'-3' RNA helicase activity.